AUGGCGUCCACGCCGCUCUCCGGACCCUCCGCUGUGCGAUCCCGCGGCUUGGCCCGAUCCCCGCUUCGGUCACCUCCGCAGGCCAAGGCUCCCCACGUCCCCCGCCAGGCACGCGCGGCCCUGGGGGCUGAUGGCCACCGCUCGGGGCGAUCUCGCUGCGCGGUGGGCGGGCAGAGCAGGCCGGGCACCUUCGGCGCCGAUCCCCUCCCCUCCUUCCGCCCAGCCCCGCGCCAUCCGCCCCCGCCCUGUGCCCAGGCAUCGCAGGGGGGGUUCAUGGCCGCCUUCACCGCCUUCAGCGAGUGGUACUCCCUCCUCUUCCCCCUCUGGCUGGCUGGCGGCGCGGUUGCGGCCGUCAUGCAGCCCGCCACCUUUUCAUGGCUCACGACCAAGUACUUCACCGCCGGGUUGGCCAUCCUCAUGUUCUCCAUGGGCGUCACGCUCACCUUUGAUGAUUUUAAGCGCGUGCUGCAGAAGCCUGGCCCCGUGGCGCUCAACUUUGCGGCCUGCUACGGCAUCAUGCCGAUCCUGGGGUAUGCCCUGGGGAAGGCGUUUGGCCUGUCCACAGCCUUUGUGGCUGGGCUGGUCCUGGUGGGGGCCACCAACGGGGGCCAGGCGUCGAAUCUGUGCACCUACAUCGCACGGGGGGACGUGGCCCUGUCGGUGCUCAUGACAACAUCCACCACGCUGGGGUGCAUCGUGAUGACGCCGCUGAUCUGCAAGCUGGCGCUGGGGGCGGUCAUCCCCGUGGACGCCAUCGGCAUAUCGAUCUCCACAGUGCAGGUGGUCCUCCUGCCCAUCAUCCUGGGUGCAAGUCUCAACCAAAUUGCCUUCAAGACCAUGCGCAAGAUAGAACCCUUCUGCCCCGUGGUGGGCGUGACAUCGACGAUCGUGCUCGUCGGCGCUGCUGUGGCCCAGUGCGCCGAGCCCAUCCUGAACGCGGGCCUUCCCCUUCAGAUUGUCUGCAUGCUCCUCCACCUGGUCGGUGGCAUCGCUGGCUACGCCGCCUGCAGGCUAUUCAACUGCUCAGAGAAGACAUCCCGUACGACGGCGAUCGAGACCGCGAUGAAGAGCUCCGCCUUCAGCUUCCUGCUGGCUUCCCUGCAUUUCGGCGAGUACAUGGUCCGCGUCCCAGCAGCGGUGUCAGUCGUGUGGAUGGCCAUCAUGGGUGCAACCCUGGCGGUCUUCUGGCGGGGCAAGCCAACAGAGGCAGAAGUUGCCUAG
Molecule: messenger RNA, 1221 nt
Organism: Ostreobium quekettii
Lineage: Eukaryota; Viridiplantae; Chlorophyta; Ulvophyceae; Bryopsidales; Ostreobiaceae
Source: the annotation of a GenBank genome assembly